UUAAAUUACCCAAUUGAAUGUGUAAUGGAAAAUCUCAAUGAGCAGGUUGAUAUUUGUUAAGCUGGGUCAAAUUUGAAGUUUGGUUUUUUUAAGAAAAGAAGAAAUAAAUGGUUGCUACAAAAUUGAUAACAUUGAUGAAAAAGUGUUCAAUUGUAAAACAAGCAAAACAAAUCCAUGCACAAAUCUUCAUCAAUGGCCUUACUCGUCUUGAACCCCUUUUCAUUCAUCACAUUCUUCUCUGGGAUAUCACCAACUACAAUACUAUAUCACACUAUGUCCUCUCAAUUCUUCACCAUCUUCGAAAUCCAGAUUCCUUCUCGUGGGGUUGUGUCAUUCGAUUCUUCUCUCAAAAGGGUCUAUUUAUUGAAGCUGUUUCUCUCUAUGUUCAAAUGAGGAAGAUGGGUCUGUGUCCAAGUUCACAUUCUAUAUCCUCUGCUCUAAAAUCAUGUGCUAGGGUACAUGAUAAUUUUUGUGGUGUAUCAAUUCAUGGGCAAGUUCAUAAAUUUGGAUUUAAUACUUGUGUUUAUGUACAAACGUCCCUGCUUGAUUUGUACUGUAAAAUUGGGGAUGUGAGGACUGCACGUAAGGUGUUUGAUGAAAUGACUGACAGAAAUGUUGUUUCUUGGAAUUCUCUUUUAAGUGGGUAUCUAAAAGCUGGUAACUUGGAUGAGGCUCAACAAUUUUUUGAUGAGAUGCCUAGGAAAGAUGUGAUUUCUUGGAACUCUAUGGUUUCUGGAUAUGCCAAAGCAGGAAAAAUGGAUGAGGCCUGUUAUCUGUUUCGACAAAUGCCAGAGAGGAAUUUUGCUUCAUGGAAUACAAUGAUUACUGGCUACAUCGACUGUGGAAGCAUUGUGUCAGCUAGAGAAUUUUUUGAUGCAAUGGCAAGGAGAAACAGUGUUUCUUUGAUAACUAUGAUUGGCGGGUAUUCGAAGAGUGGGGAUGUUGACUCGGCUCGCGAGCUCUUUGACCAGAUGGAUGAUAAAGAUUUGCUCUCCUAUAAUGCUAUUAUAGCUUGUUAUGCUCAAAAUAGUAAACCAAAAGAAGCACUCGACCUAUUUAAUUUAAUGCUUAAACCAGACAUCCUUGUGCAUCCAGACAAGAUGACUUUGGCUAGCAUUAUAUCAGCUUGUUCACAAUUGGGGAGUCUAGAACAUUGGCGCUGGGUUGAGUCACGCAUUAAUGAAUUUCGAAUUGUAUUAGAUGAUCAUUUGGCCACUGCGUUAAUUGACUUGUAUGCAAAGUGUGGAAGCAUUGACAAGGCAUAUGAGCAAUUCCAUGGCCUGAGAAAGAGGGAUGUAGUUGCAUAUUCUGCAAUGAUCUAUGGAUGUGGAAUAAAUGGAAGGGCAUUCGAUGCAAUCAAGUUAUUUAAACAGAUGGUUGGAGAGUGUAUUAGCCCUAAUUUAGCCACCUAUACCGGAAUUCUAACUGCUUAUAAUCAUGCUGGAUUGGUUGAAGAAGGUUACCGGUGCUUUAACUCCAUGAAGGACAACAGCCUUGUGCCUUCGGUUGAUCAUUAUGGAAUCAUGGUUGAUCUUUUGGGGAGAGCCGGAUGGCUGGAUGAAGCGUAUAAGGUUAUAAUGAAUAUGCCAAUGCAACCAAAUGGUGGUGUUUGGGGAGCUCUACUUCUUGCUUGCAGAUUACAUGACAAUGUGAAGCUUGGGGAAAUAGCUGCUCAGCAUUGCAUUAAGCUUGAGAGUGAAACAGCUGGUUACUAUUCUCUUCUUUCUGGUAUAUAUGCCACUGUUGGAAAAUGGAAUGAUGCCAAGAAGUUGACAACUGGUGUGGAAGGAAAGAAAAUCAUCAAGAUACCUGGAUGUAGUUGGACACAACUUGUGUCAGUCAACUAAUUUAACUCCUCCAUGAUUGGGAAAAUUAGGAACAUAUAAUAUAGCUAUAACUUGGGCACAUACCCUUCUGCUUUCAAUGUGUACAUGACAUUUUUUUAGGGAUGGAAUUGUGGCAAUGAAAAGGUAAUUUGGUCUCUGAAUUAGAGACACAAUUGUUCAACAUGUUUCAGGGAUCUGCAGCUCUUGGUUCUACAACCUCAGACUCAUCCUUUUUUCCGCAGCCACUUUUUACCCUUUCACUCGCACUCCGAUGUAAGUCAAACAUAAUUUGUUCCAGAUUCGUGGAUACACAUAAAGUAAACUUGAAUUGCAGCUGAUAAACUAUAGCAUGCUUGCUUUUUGUUUUAAUUUUAUGCAACUGUCCUCAACUGUUGGUUGCCAAUGCUAUGAUCUGGGUCAUACUUGUAUUCUAGGGAGAUCUUUCAUUAUUUGUACAGAUUUACUUCGAUGCUGGGUGAAAGAUGCCCCUUUUUUUCAUUUAUUACGGUUGUUUGUUUAUAAUUUUUGUAAUUGGAAUAGUUUUAUUACUAUCAAAAAAUCGAUUAAUUUGCACA
This is a messenger RNA of Cicer arietinum (chickpea), 2401 nucleotides long. RefSeq names its product pentatricopeptide repeat-containing protein At4g22760. Gene Ontology annotation, molecular function: RNA binding; protein binding. NCBI's taxonomy places the organism in Eukaryota, Viridiplantae, Streptophyta, Magnoliopsida, Fabales, Fabaceae. The record is from RefSeq and is a predicted model, not a curated record. Gene Ontology annotation, biological process: RNA modification.